AUGACUAAUCUCCACGAUUUAGAUCUCACCGAUUGCUCAAGCCUUAUGGAGCUCCCUUUUUCUAUUGGAAAUAUGACUAAUCUCGAGAAGUUGAAUUUAUAUGGAUGCUCAAGCCUUGUGGAGCUCCCUUUUUCUAUUGGAAAUAUGACUAAUCUCAAGAAGUUGAAUUUAUAUGGAUGCUCAAGCCUUGUGGAGCUCCCCUCUUCUAUUGGCAAUAUGAUUAAUCUCAGAAAUCUGGAUCUCGAAGGAUGCUUAAGCCUUGUGGAGCUCCCCUCUUCUAUUGGCAACAUGACUAAUCUCACCAAUCUGGAUCUCGAAGGAUGCUUAAGCCUUGUGGAGCUCCCCUCUUCUAUUGGCAACAUGACUAAUCUCACCAAUCUGGAUCUCGAAGGAUGCUUAAGCCUUGUGGAGCUCCCCUCUUCUAUGGGAAAUAUGACUGAUGUCAGGAGUUUGUAUCUCACCGGAAGCGCAAGCUUUGUGGAGCUCACUUCUUCUGUUGGGAAUCUUCAUAAUUUGCAAUACUUGUGUUUGAAUGGUUGUUCAAAGUUAAAGGCCCUUCCUAACAACAUCAACAUUAAAUCUCUUGAUGAGCUUGAUCUCAGUGACUGCUCGUUAUUGAAAAGCUUUCCUGAGAUUUCCACAAACAUUAGAGUUUUAACGCUCAAUGGUACUGCAGUUGAAGAAGUUCAUCCAUCAAUCAGGUCAUGGUCUCGUCUUGAAAGGUUACGUAUGUCAUACAGUGAAGACCUCGGGAAAUCCCAGCAUGCGUUUGACCUCAUCAAGGAGCUUCACUUGAGCGACACACGAAUACAAGAAGUUGCUCCAUGGGUCAAGGAAAUGUCUCGUCUACAUAAACUUGUAACGAAGGGACGCACAAAGCUGGUUUCGCUCCCACAGCUUCCAGAUUCAUUACAAAUCAUAGAUGCAGAAAACUUUGAUUGGGCUACAAGAAACCUCUUACACCUGUCUUACCUCAGCACAAAUAUAUGUUGCAAGGUUUUCAAGGAAGGGAGACAAACCGUUGGUCAUCAACAAGAAUGCUCUUUCCUACAAGUUCCAAAUUCACCAGGGAUUUGA
Messenger RNA from Brassica oleracea var. oleracea, 1077 nucleotides. RefSeq names its product probable disease resistance protein RPP1. The coding region runs from base 1 to 1077 and encodes 358 amino acids. The transcript has 2 exons. Gene Ontology annotation, molecular function: protein binding. The record is from RefSeq and is a predicted model, not a curated record. NCBI's taxonomy places the organism in Eukaryota, Viridiplantae, Streptophyta, Magnoliopsida, Brassicales, Brassicaceae.